UGCACCACUUUCUGGAACAAACUGUGACGAUCACCGCAACAAAUCUACAUAAAUGUGUUAUUUAGCAGUGAACUGAGUAUCUGCCAUGUCUCAUCUUUCUGUCCUCAUGCAGGCUGCAGACGUGGAGAGGCAGCUGUCCACUCAGGUCCAUUCAUUACGGGACGACUUCAGGGAGAAGAGUCUGUCUACAAGGCAGCACAUGACACGCCUGGAGACGCUGCAGGCAGAGCAAGGGCUCGAAAUUAAGAUGCUGUCGGAGAGGAAGAUGGAGCUGGAGCGCCGGGUGACCGCCAUGAUCGAGGAGAACGAGCUGCUGCAGAACACCGUGGACGACCUGCGGGAGCGGACGCUGGUGCUUGAGAAGCAGUGCCACGAGAAGGACCUUCAGUUGCGACAAAGCCAGCUGGAGCUUCAGGAGGUCCAGGUGUCCCACAGACAACUGACGGCUAAGUUGGCCGAGCUAACUGAGGAGCACAGUCUUCAAACUCUCAGCCCCCACCCGUCCAACCUGCUGUGUGAGAUAGAGCAGAGCAUGGAGCAGGAGGAGCAGGAGCAGGAGAGGGAACAGCUGCGUCUACAACUCUGGGAGGCCUAUUGCGAAGUCCGCUCACUCUGUUCCCAUCUCCGGGGAAACGAUGUCACAGACUCGGCACUCUCCACCGACUCCUCCAUGGAUGAGUCCUCGGAGACGUCCUCGGUCAAGGAUGUGCCUACAGGGAGCCUUCACACCAGCCUAUUAGAGCUACGGAGGUUAACACAGAAUCUGCUGGAUGGGAAUGAGUCUACGGGUUCACGGCGCAGUGAUGAGGAGGCACUAGAGGAGCAGGUGAGGAAGAUGGGAGAAGAACUGCAGGAGGUCAGAGAGCUUUAUGAAUCGGAGCAGCACAAAACACGCGGCAAUGAAGAGGAGCUGCUACAGAUGCACAAUCAGAUGGCGCUGCUCUCCAUUGAGAUCUGCUCUCUGAGGGAAGAGAACGAGCGAAUGAGGGCGAUGGCGGACGUCCGAGAACCCAGUGAGCAGCUCCAGAGCGCCAUAAGAGACCGAGACGACGCCAUCGCCAAGAAGAAAGCUGUGGAAAUGGAGCUGGCUAAAUGUAAAAUAGACAUCAUGUCUCUGAACAGCCAGCUUCUGGACGCCAUCCAGCAGAAACUCAACCUGUCACAGCAGCUGGAGGCUUGGCAGGACGACAUGCACAGAGUGAUUGACCAGCAGCUGAUGGACAAGCACCAGGACGAGUGGCGCUCGGUCCACGCCGCGCUGUCCGGAUCGUCGAGGAGUCAGUCCCCGAGGCGAGCUCGCCGCGUCUCUGAGCGGGACAAGAGACUUUUCUCUUUUUUCAAAAAGAACUGAGCCCUGUUGGAACUGGCCCUUAAAGCACAGCAGAGACACGCAGAGACAGACGCAGGUGAGGGAGAGUAUGGGUAAACAGCUCAGCCAAAGACAGGCGGUGGUAGACAGGCGCUGAUGUUGGGGGGGAGGUUCAGAUCAUUUUGCACUUUAUCUGUCCCAUUGCUCUGCUCCUUACUGAAAGGAAAUGAAUGAAGGUAAAAAAAAAAUAAAAUAAAAAUCAACACUUCCCCAGAGGCUUUGGCUCAGCAAUCCACCCUAAAGAGCGCUUUGCUUUCUGGUCUUACAGAACAGGACAGGGUCACAAAGUUUACCUCCACAGAGGAAGGUUUCCUUGUAGUGCCUACAAAACCCACUGCCAACUCUGUAGAGGUGGAAAACAAUGUUGAAGCGUUUCAGCAUGUACAGUAUGCAUCUCAGUUAUCAGGCCGAGGAGUCUGGGGAAAGGCAGAAGUUUGAAGUAUUAAGGUAGAGCUCAGAGUGUAAAGAGAAGUUCUGGCAGUGACAGAGUAAACACAACGAUGGGGAGUCUCUCAGGUUUAUUCAUGUGUCAGGG
Molecule: messenger RNA, 1904 nt
Organism: Poecilia latipinna (sailfin molly)
Lineage: Eukaryota; Metazoa; Chordata; Actinopteri; Cyprinodontiformes; Poeciliidae
Product: bicaudal D-related protein 1-like
Exons: 9
Coding region: 86-1351 (421 amino acids)
Biological process (GO): Golgi to secretory granule transport; vesicle transport along microtubule
Source: RefSeq, a predicted model, not a curated record